Messenger RNA from Ipomoea triloba (trilobed morning glory), 1659 nucleotides. Its product is annotated as (-)-alpha-terpineol synthase-like. Gene Ontology annotation, biological process: diterpenoid biosynthetic process. The record is from RefSeq and is a predicted model, not a curated record. The coding region runs from base 1 to 1659 and encodes 552 amino acids. The transcript has 8 exons. Gene Ontology annotation, molecular function: magnesium ion binding; terpene synthase activity. NCBI's taxonomy places the organism in Eukaryota, Viridiplantae, Streptophyta, Magnoliopsida, Solanales, Convolvulaceae.
AUGGAUACAAGGGGAUCUGUGGUGUACUAUCCUCCUAAGGUUUGGACUGAUGAUUUUAUGCAGAAACAAACUAGUGUCUAUCUGGGAGAAAAGUACUCGGAGAGAGCCGCAAAGCUAAAGGAAAAUGUGAGAGAAAUGCUGGAGAAUGUGAAGAAGGCUUCAUCGGACCAGCUUGAGCUUAUUGAUGUUGUUCAAAGACUCGGUUUAUCGUAUCAUUUCAACCGUGAAAUACAGAAAAUACUGGCAAGCUUGCACACUAUGAUGAACAACAAUGUUGAGCAAAAGAUUGAGGACCUAUGCAAAACCGCUUUACAGUUUCGACUCCUGAGACAAGAAGGGUAUCAGUCUCCCAAGCCUCCGCCCAACAAGUCCAACUAUAUCUUCAAAAGUUUCAUCAAUGAGGAAGGGAAGUUUGACAUGAAGCUUUGUGGGAAUACUAAAGGAAUGCUAAGUUUGUACGAAGCUUCAUAUCUCACCAUGGAGGAUGAACAUAUUUUGGAAAUGGCAAAAGAGUUCACUACCCAUCAUCUCAAACAAACUCUGAAACAAGCUGGAAUAGAUCAAAACAUGGGUGAGCAAGUGAGCCAUGCUUUGGAGAUGCCAUUGCAUUGGAGGAUGAAGAGAUUGGAGACAAGAUGGUUUAUAGAUGUGUAUGAGAAAAGGGAGGACAAGAAUUCUACUAUUCUUGAGCUUGCUAAACUGGAUUUCAACAUGCUCCAAGCCAUGCACUUGAAUGAACUCAAACAACUAUCAAGGUGGCAUGAAAGUGUUAAUCUAGCAGAGAGAAUGGAUUUCGCAAGGAGCAGAUUAGUGGAAGGGUUUCUGUGGAGCGUUGGGUUCAGUCAUGAACCUCAGUUUGAGUAUUGCAGAAAGAUCUCAACGAAGUCUGCUGAGCUGAUUACUGUGAUAGAUGACAUAUGCGAUAUACAUGCUACUUUACACGAGGUGGAAAUCAUGGCUGACGCCGUUAAAAGGUGGGAUAUCAAUGCACUUGAGGAACUACCAAACUACACAAAAAUUUGCUUUCUAGCUCUGUUCAAUUAUGUUAACGAGGUGGUUUACGAUAUUCUUCAAGAACAAGGCAUUAAUGUCCUUCCCUACAUAAAGAAAGGGUGGAGUGACCUUUGUGAAACAUACUUGGUGGAAGCAAAAUGGUACAACAAUGGAAUCACACCAAGCCUAAAGGAGUACCUGGAGAAUGCCUUGGUGUCUAUUUCUGGUCCACUGCUUAUCCUGCAAGCUUAUAUCUCCAUUGCAAAUCCCAUUAAAAUGGAAGAUCUGCAACAUCUACUUACAUACCCUUCUAUUAUCCGAUAUCCAUCCCUCAUCCUUCGCCUCACCGAUGACUUGGGAACCUCUCCGGAUGAAAUGGCGAGAGGUGAUACUUCGAAAUCAAUCCAAUGUUACAUGCAAGAAACCGGGAGGUCUGAAGACGAUGCACACAACAUGAUGAGGGAGAUGGUGGAAGCGACAUGGAAGAAAAUGAACAAAGAGAUAUUAAUGGACACUCAUUUCUGCAGAGAUUAUAUCCAGACAGCAAUGAAUUUGGCCAGAAUCUCUCAAUGCAUGUACCAAUAUGGAGAUGGCUAUGGUCGUCCAGAUGGUGUUACCAAGGAUCGAAUUAAGUCAUUAUUUUUCGAGCCCAUUCCUCUCGCAUAA